Molecule: messenger RNA, 2583 nt
Organism: Gymnogyps californianus (California condor)
Lineage: Eukaryota; Metazoa; Chordata; Aves; Accipitriformes; Cathartidae
Gene: GLUL
Product: glutamate-ammonia ligase
Exons: 7
Coding region: 64-1185 (373 amino acids)
Cellular component (GO): cytoplasm
Molecular function (GO): glutamine synthetase activity
Source: RefSeq, a predicted model, not a curated record
GGAGCCCCGCGCCCGCCCGCAGCCGCCGUCGCCGCCAGGAACCCCCUUGUCCGGUCUGCAGCCAUGGCCACCUCAGCGAGCUCCCACCUGAGCAAAGCCAUCAAGCACAUGUACAUGAAGCUGCCGCAGGGGGAGAAGGUCCAAGCCAUGUACAUCUGGAUCGAUGGGACGGGGGAGCACCUCCGCUGCAAAACCCGCACGCUGGACCACGAGCCCAAGAGCCUUGAAGAUCUCCCCGAGUGGAAUUUCGAUGGCUCCAGCACCUUCCAGGCUGAAGGCUCCAACAGUGACAUGUACCUGCGACCUGCUGCCAUGUUUCGGGACCCUUUUCGCAAGGAUCCCAAUAAACUAGUUCUCUGCGAGGUCUUCAAAUACAACCGCCAGUCUGCAGAGACAAAUCUCCGAUACACCUGCAGGCGGAUUAUGGAUAUGGUGUCCAACCAGCACCCCUGGUUUGGGAUGGAGCAAGAGUACACUCUUCUGGGGACAGAUGGACAUCCAUUUGGCUGGCCUUCCAACGGCUUCCCUGGACCCCAAGGUCCGUACUACUGCGGUGUAGGGGCAGACAAAGCCUAUGGCAGAGACAUUGUGGAGGCCCACUACCGAGCGUGCCUUUACGCUGGUGUGAAAAUUGGAGGAACCAAUGCAGAAGUGAUGCCAGCCCAGUGGGAGUUCCAGGUGGGACCAUGCGAAGGGAUUGAGAUGGGGGAUCACCUCUGGAUUGCACGCUUCAUCCUCCAUCGGGUGUGCGAAGACUUCGGUGUCAUUGUGUCCUUCGAUCCCAAACCCAUCCCUGGGAACUGGAACGGUGCUGGCUGUCACACCAACUUCAGCACCAAGAACAUGAGGGAAGACGGAGGUCUCAAGCACAUUGAAGAUGCCAUCGAGAAGCUGAGCAAGCGUCACCAGUACCACAUCCGUGCCUACGACCCCAAAGGGGGGCUGGACAAUGCCAGGCGCCUGACGGGUUUCCACGAGACAUCCAACAUCCACGAGUUCUCCGCUGGCGUGGCCAACCGUGGUGCCAGCAUCCGCAUCCCCAGGAACGUGGGCCAUGAGAAGAAGGGCUACUUCGAGGACCGCCGGCCCUCCGCCAACUGUGAUCCUUACGCUGUGACAGAGGCCCUCGUCCGCACGUGUCUCCUCAACGAAACUGGAGACGAGCCUUUUGAGUACAAGAACUAAGCAGACUGCGCCCACAGACACCGCCUUCCCCCCACACUUCCCGCACCCCUAAACUUCCCUUCUAGAUGUAAUCCCGAGGGUACAAGAUAACACGUUUUGUGUCUCAGUAACUCUUGUUGUCUUGAGGUGGGGAGGAGGGCAAAUUUAGUUUUAUCAAUGUCUGUUUGUCAUUGACUCUUCAGAAGACGGGAGGAGGAGGAGAGGGUGUUAGAGAACUUUUAACCACUGUUUUAUUUGUCUAAUUCGUCUGUACAUCUGAUGGGAUCCAGUGGCUUCCAGGGACAGACUGCACACACAAAAAGCCAGUAGGCAAGUGGAAAGCUUAAAACUAUAGCUGACUUCCCCAAGCGUCCAAUUUGGGGUGUUAGUCCCACUGCUGGCUCUCUGCAGACUAAUGGUUCUCUAAGGUUGGUGCCCUUCUGCGGAGAAGGGAAGACGGGAGCUGUGAUGGAGCCCCGUGUGCUCCUGCCUGUAUGUAUGGUGUGAUGGGGAGAUCUUCACCCUCUGGCCACUCUGAGGUUUCUGGGAAUCUUCUGGCAUUGAGCUCAGCGUAGGAGUGUUGAGGAGAACUCCUGGUUCUGUCACUGGAAGUCAACUGGUCUCUGUUUCAUAACACAGAGUGAAGUAGUAUUUUUCUAUUUAAAUAUAAAAACAAAAAAAAUUAUAUAUGAAAGUGGUUUUUUUUUUUAAAAAAAGAAAAAAAAAAAGAGACGACGUUCCAAUGAGCUGGCUAGAGCAGGCAGAGCUCCUGAGGAUGCUAUCAGAGGGCCUCCAGGUGGGACUGAGGGUGAGCUUGGAGGGCUCGGUGGAGGAGACUCAGAUUUGUUGCCGUGUGGAGUGGAGUUUGCAGGAGGCGGUUCCCAGACUGGGGAAGCCCGGGGAAGCAUUUAUCACUGUAACUCGAGCAGCCACAACACGCUCACGAGCAUGUCGAUCAACAGGAGGAAGGUGUCCUGAACUAAGAGUUGACCGGUCAACUUAACUGUGUUCUGGACAGAGCUGUGGGUGUUUUACCUUUCCAGUGGGGCUAGCAUGUCACUAAAGCAGGGCUUUAUCAAAAGGAAAAAAGAAGGUUUAGAUUUUUUUUUUUUUCCUCCAUAAUGUUCUUAGUUUCUAAAACUGAAUGGUUUUACAGAGACCGUUGAAGUCACUGUUGUGUCCUGGCUCUCCGGCUGCCAGCCAUCCAGCUGUGAUGGGGGCUAGGAGAAGGGAGAGGCCACCCGUCCCUCCCCGCCAGCCCUGGCACCUCCCAGCUCAUGUUGGGGGGUUCAAACGUUCCAGGAUUUUACACUUGGGUAUCUUAGAUGGUGCCAGUUAUAUUCUGUUGCAUUUGGACUUCUUCCGAAUAGGUUUUUUUUAUAAUAAAAAAAGAAAAAAAGAACAAAACCUUAAUUCCGA